Molecule: messenger RNA, 2176 nt
Organism: Ipomoea nil (Japanese morning glory)
Lineage: Eukaryota; Viridiplantae; Streptophyta; Magnoliopsida; Solanales; Convolvulaceae
Product: MACPF domain-containing protein CAD1
Exons: 6
Coding region: 218-1894 (558 amino acids)
Biological process (GO): plant-type hypersensitive response; regulation of salicylic acid mediated signaling pathway
Cellular component (GO): plasma membrane
Source: RefSeq, a predicted model, not a curated record
CCCAAACAAGACAACGCGUUUCUUGCCAUUAUUACAGUCAAAAGCUUUGCAUUGAACAAACAGCCCAGCCAAGCAACUCCAAGUCUAAAGUCCAACCGCUGACUAACUCCCCUCUCAAAAAACCUUCAAAAAAUCCAGAUUCCCAAAUGAAGAAGCUGCAGCAGCACUAUUAGGUGGAAGCAAUUGAUUCAGAUUUGGGUUCCUGAUUGAUUCAUUGAUGGAGAACUUGAUUACUACUCUCUGCAACUCAAUCCAAGCUCUGGGCAGAGGAUUCGAUGUCACCUCCGAUAUCAGGCUCUUGUACUGCAAGGGCGCUCCUGGGUCUCGCCUGCUUCAUCUCGAUGAACAACGCACCAAAACUCUCCAUCUUUUUUCUGGGGUUGUGAUCCCUAAUGUCUCCUCUGAUAUUGAGUGCUCCACUGGGAACAGAACCACUGAGGCCACUCCUGUUUAUAGCUUCCAUGAGAUGGCUAAAUACUUCAAUGACAUGUCUAAUAUACCUGGUCAGAUUCCGCUAGGAAGCUUUAAUGCGAUGUUUAACUUUACUGGGUGUUGGAAACUCGAUGCUGCAGCUACCAAGUCUCUUGCCAUGAUUGGAUACAUCAUUCCGCUCUUCACUGUCAAACUAGCAGAUUCGGAGUCUUUAGUUUUGCGUGAUGAAAUCAAACGUGCUGUUCCCUAUUCUUGGGAUCCGGCGUCCUUGGCAAGUUUUAUUGAAAAUUUUGGAACCCAUAUUGUCACCUCUGCAACAAUCGGUGGAAGGGAUGUGGUUUAUAUUAAACAGCAUCAGUCGUCUCCUCUGUUAGUGUCUGACAUUGAGAACUAUGUGAAGGACAUAGGAGAUCAGAGAUUCUCGGAUUCAAAAAGCCUCCCAGGUUCUGGUCCCUUGAAAUACAAGGAUAAGGAUGUUACGGUUAUUUUCCGAAGAAGAGGAGGCGAUGAUCUCGAGCAGAGUCAUGACAAGUGGGCAAAGACGGUAGAAACAACACCAGAUGUAAUCAAUAUGACGUUUACGCCCAUUGUUUCGUUGCUGGAAGAGGUUCCCGGGAUAAAGUACCUGACUCGUGCAAUUGAGUUAUACUUGGAAUACAAGCCACCGAUAGAGGACUUGCAGUAUUUCUUAGACUUCCAAAUUUCUCGAGUAUGGGCCCCAGAGCAGAAUAACCUCCAACGAAAGGAGCCUGUCUGCCCAACUCUUCAGUUCAGCUUGAUGGGUCCGAAACUUCAUAUAAGUCCAGAUCAGGUAACAGUUGGGCGAAAGCCAGUCACGGGGCUGAGACUCAGCCUAGAAGGCUGCAAGCAGAACCGUCUCGCUAUCCAUUUGCAGCAUCUCGUUUCUCUUCCUAAAAUUCUUCAACCUCACUGGGAUUCCCACAUGGCGAUAGGCGCACCCAAGUGGCAAGGUCCCGAAGAGCAAGACAGUCGAUGGUUUGAACCGAUAAAGUGGAAGAAUUUCUCCCACGUAAGCACUGCGCCAAUAGAGCACACGGAAACAUCCAUCGGGGACCUCUCGGGUGUUCACAUUGUGACCGGGGCUCAGCUCGGUGUUUGGGAUUUCGGUGCUAAGAGCGUGUUGCACCUGAAGCUCCUCUUCUCCAAGGUCCCGGGGUGUACAAUAAGGCGAUCCGUGUGGGAUCACAAUCCCGCUAAUAACCCUUGUGCCACACAGAGACCCCAUGGCUCUUCCACAUCAUCCACUUCAAACGAGAAAUCUGCAGACAAGAAAGGCGAGAGCUCCAGCCAAAUGGGGAAAUUGGCGAAGAUCGUGGACAUGACAGAGAUGUCGAGGGGCCCACAGGACACACCGGGGCAUUGGUUGGUGACGGGCGCUAAGCUUGGGGUCGACAAAGGUAAAAUCGUGCUACGCUUGAAGUACUCGAUGUUGAAUUACUGAUUGAUAGAUGGAUCAUUGGGCCUUCAGAGAAGAGAUUGAAAUGGUGGAAUUCUUUACACAGACAAACCUUCAUUUUAUAUAUUCUUCUGUAAAUUCAGUUAGUUUUAGGCAUUCAUUUUGUUCGACUGUUUUGAGGUAGGCAGUUAUUCCGUUAGUUCUUCACUUGGUAUAUAUUAUGCCAUUUUUUCUGAGGAGCUUCUUCAUAGUACGAGUAACAUAUUUGCUUCAAAUACUCGGUUGUUGUUUCAUUAAUCCUACCACAUCUUCUAAUUUUCUUUGUUU